AUGGAUACAGAAAUAGAAUUAAUUAAAAAGAAGAAUCGGCUGAAGCGAGAUGGCAAUCUUCAGCAACUUGCGAACAUUGUCAAAGAACUUGGGGAUGCAUAUUUCGAAACAGGAAAAUACCAAGAUGCUUUGCAAGAGUACAAUGAACAAUUGGAGGUUUGUAACAUCUUAGGUGAUAAACUAAACAGUGCUGUGGCUCAUAGAAUGAUUGGAGAAAUACUUGUAAACCUUGGUAUUUAUGAGGAAGCAUUAAAGCAUCAGAAUCAUUAUUUGGAAGGAGCCAAGGAGAUAAACAAUUUAUUAGAGGAACAACGAGCUUAUGCGACAUUAGGUAGAACAUAUUUCUGCUGGGGUGAAAGUUUACAUGAAAACUCAGAAAAAAAAAUUGAAGCUCUCACAAAUGCGAGGAAAGCCUAUGUGAAGAGUAUACGACUGUGCAAUGAAUUAGGAGACACAAAUAUAGAGUUGAAGGAAUUGAUUACUAUGAGGGCACGAUUACUCCUAAAUUUGGGAUUGGUGCUAGAAGGUCAAAAGGAACAUAAUCAGGCUGUUGAUCUUGUGGAGAAAGCUGCUGCAUUGUGCGAGACACACAAUUUACGAGAAGAUUUUCACAGGACACAGAUUGCUCUAGGCGGAAUUCAUGAUCGUCAAAACGAUUAUGUGUCAGCUUUAAGACAUUUUGAAGCCGCUGCAGAAAUCGACAAUACAUCUUUGAAGACGGAAGCACAAUUAUUUCAAGCAGAAAUACUUUUAAAAAUGGAAAAAUGGUGUGAAUCGCGCAAGAUAUUGGUGUCCCUUUAUGUUACAGAGAAUUUGCCUGAAAAUGUUAAACAACAAGUGGAGAAGACACUCAGAAUUGUGGCGACCUUACAUACAACUGAGCAAGCUCUAAGCACAGAAAAAAGUACGAGUGGCAAGAUGAGACUGUAUGAGGUACUUGGAGAUGCAGCAGUUGCGGCACAUUGUUUCGAGAAAGCGGUUGAUUAUUACAGAAAAAUGCUUAAAUGUGCAGAAGAAAUUCGAAGCGAUCGCACGGGAGCAGCUUUGCUAAGUCUAGCACAGACUUUGAAGGAUGUAAGACGAUAUAACGAGGCGUUAGAGUUUGCUCAGAAGGAAUUAAAACUCUGCACGGACCCACGUGAAAUCUGUCGGUCUGCUUUGUUCUUGGCAGAUUUAUUAAUAGCUACUCGAGCAACCGAUGAAACGAUUCAGGAUGUUUAUAAUUUAGCUUUAAAUAACGCAAAAGUUUGUACCGACGUUUCCUUGGAAGUGUCUGUUUUGAAAGAACAGUUAAAUUAUUUAAGCGAGUCCGGAAAAGUGGAGGAGAUAGAAACACUUAAAGAAAAGUUAGAGACGCUAAAAGAAUUAUCCAGUGGUGUAGACAGCGAAGAUGAAUCGGACGAAAACAACGUUGGUGCAAACAUUUGUUUGGAAGACUUGUCGGAUGUAGAAACUGAAUUGAAGGUCAAAGAGAACAGUAAAAUGAUGAACAGGAGACGAACCAGGAAAAGGUCGGUAGCUGUAAAAAGGAACGAAAAAGGCGAAACGCAACUUCAUGUAGCUUGUAUCAAUGGAAAUAUUGAAGGUGUCGAGAAAUUAAUAGCGGCUGGUCAUCCGACAUGUGUUAGAGAUCAUUUUGGUUGGACUCCUCUUCACGAGGCUGCUAAUCAUGGCCACGUGGAAGUUGCAAAGUUAUUGUUAGAGAACGGUGCAGAGGUAAAUGAUCCCGGAAGUCUUAUGUGCCAGGGAGUUACACCUCUUCACGAUGCAGCGUCCUGUGGUAAUAUUUCUAUGAUGAGACUCUUAAUAGAACACGGAGCAAAUGUUGAACUUAAGGCGAACGAAGGUGACACCGUAUUAGAUUGUUUAGAACAGUGGAGAGAUCGUGUCGAUUACUUGUCUUCGGACGAGCAAGCAGAUUAUGAAGAAAUGUAUAAGAAGUUGUCUGUUAUGCUCCCGAUAAGCACAAGAACAAACUUGAAACGAUCAAGUAAAUCGCCGCGUAACUUAAUAUACAAACAUGUUAAUGAUAAGGAGGAUAACGUGGAAACAAUUUCCGCAGGCGAGGACUAUAAAAGAACUAUAGCAAGUCUAAAACAUAGAAGUGAUCCAGUUGGAAAAUCUACAACUUGUAUUAAACGUAACGUAAAGCCGCUCUUGAAUAGCGAAGAAGUUGUUUUGGAUGAUUGGUUGGAAGACGAUAUGGAUGAGGGUGUAUGGGAGAAGUCUUCCAAUGAUAAUGUCACUUUAGCAAAAAGAAAAUCAAGCAAUUGCGGCAUUGACUACGAAAAGAAUUCGAAAAGGAAAAGAACAAACGAUCAAGGUCAUACGUUAAAGGAACGGGAAGAAAAUUUGUCGGACGAGGAGAGUAAUGAUAGUUGCGACGUUGAAGUAAUGCAUUCUUUAAAUGAACAUAGACAUCGAAGAAGAAACCAGCAGACGUCUUUAUUAUCAGUCGGAUUUACGAAAGAUUCCGUUUCUCGAACACCAUCGCCUAUGGAUCCGUCUCCUAUUGAAUUUCAAGAGUCAAGAAAAGCCGAUACUGCAAUUAAGUCUAUUAUUUUAAAUGUAUCCGUUGAAGAGAAAAUGUUAAAAACACAGGUAGAAUUAUCAAAAGCAACAACACAAUUGUCGGUCGAAGGAAUAUUAAUUGAUAUUCAAACAAAGUUUUACAAUGAUACCGGCUGUAAUGUAAAGCUCGAUUUGAAAACUAUGAACGGUAUUCCAGUAAAUUCGAAUAACAUAUUCAGAAUUUUGAAUGAAGGGGAUAUUGUUCAAAGUUACAAAUGCGAAAUAAUUGAAUUGGAAACGCCGUCUAUAGUUGAAAGAUAUGGAACCAUUUGUGGAACUUAUGGCAUAAGUAAGUGUGAAGUCAUAUCAAAGUGUUUAAAGUCAUGCGAGAAUACGUUUACCUUAAGAUUAAAACAGGAAGAUACUAGUAAGCAAGAACUUUUGUCUGUGUUAAAGACUUUAGAAUAUCAGAAGAACGUGCAAAUACUUGAUUUAUCCAAUGGAGAAUUACAAGAUAUAGUAGGGGUCGUUUUAAGUGAUUGCUUUUCAAAAUUAUCGACUUUACAGGAAUUGUCUUUACAAGGAUGUGAUAUAGAUUCCAAGUGCUUGAACAAGUUGGUAAACUUGCCAUUGCAACUGAAAUUGUUAGAUCUCAGCUAUAAUCCCCUUGGACCAACGAGCCAGGAAAUACUAUGUAAACUUCUCACUCCUUUAUUACAACUUCGUACCUUAAUGUUACGAUAUUGUCAACUGUCCAAUUUACGUUUUCUUUCGAAUAACAAUAGCCUGGUAAAUUUAGAUGUUUCUUGGAACAACUUCUUCGAAGAUGGACUCUGUAACUCCUUACAGAGACAAUUACUUAAUUUAAAUUUAUCAAAUACUGCUCCGUCGAAUGAACAUAAUUUAGUUAAAACUAUUUUCAAUAUCACAAAUGUUUCAUUUACGAAUUUGGAGUGUCUGGAGCUUGCUGCAUGCCACUUGUCGGAUAUUGAUGUAAGAAACAUAUUAUCGCAGGUAUCGAAUCUUUCUAAAUUGGUGCUGAGAGGUAACAGAGAAAUAGGUGUGCAAUCCUUGAAUUUGCUAUUAAAAUACGCACCGACGGUAAGGCACAUCGAUGUUAGCGGUUGUAAAAGUAUUUCUGAGUAUCCAGAUCCGGGAGUAUUUAUCGAGAGUCCAGAAGUUUGUACAGUCAUCGUGAACAUGUUUACUAGUGUAUGCGAGUGUUGGCUUUAUUUAUGGCGAGGAAAAGGCGUUGUAAAAAACUUGUCCCAUAAUCUAGUAAUUUUUAAACCCAUUAAUAGGAGGAUUACCAGCUAAAGUUCAGAGUUUUUUUUUAUGUACAAAUCUGUAUAGAACUCUGAAAUAAUGUAAUAAGUUGCAGGUGGUUUCUAUUCCGCCUGUUCUAUUAUAUGUACAUGUACCGUAUACGUUUGGCAUUCAUACUUUCAUGUUUGAUGGAAGAGAAUCGGCUGGAAUUUAACAUGACUUACCAAUGAACCAUAUUUUUACACGC
This is a messenger RNA of Dufourea novaeangliae, 4024 nucleotides long. Its product is annotated as tonsoku-like protein. Gene Ontology annotation, molecular function: protein binding. The record is from RefSeq and is a predicted model, not a curated record. The coding region runs from base 1 to 3828 and encodes 1275 amino acids. The transcript is spliced from 6 exons. NCBI's taxonomy places the organism in Eukaryota, Metazoa, Arthropoda, Insecta, Hymenoptera, Halictidae.